Penicillium bovifimosum is the source of this 7047-nucleotide messenger RNA. RefSeq names its product anaphase promoting complex subunit 1. The transcript is spliced from 3 exons. Lineage: Eukaryota; Fungi; Ascomycota; Eurotiomycetes; Eurotiales; Aspergillaceae. Gene Ontology annotation, cellular component: anaphase-promoting complex. Gene Ontology annotation, biological process: anaphase-promoting complex-dependent catabolic process; protein K11-linked ubiquitination; metaphase/anaphase transition of mitotic cell cycle. The record is from RefSeq and is a predicted model, not a curated record. The coding region runs from base 1 to 7047 and encodes 2348 amino acids. Gene Ontology annotation, molecular function: molecular adaptor activity; glycosyltransferase activity.
AUGGCGUCAGUUCGCUCUCUAGGCGUCCACGAACCCUCCGCCAUUCCAUUCCUAGUCGCAGAGGGAAUUCUUCCUCCUGAGCCCUCAGAAGAUCAUUACAACUGGACAAUAUGCGUUGACGACAGUGGAUUGACCGGCCCGGUGGACGAUGAGCUGGUAUGGACGAAACACUGUGUUGUAUGGUUUCGCGCAGGGAUGGUGAAGCGAGUCUUUCGAAUGGACCCCGAGAAAGAAGAGAUUCGACAUGCUCUGUUUACUCGGUUCGCGGCAGGUGACAUCAAACGCAAGAAUACGGGACCAGUUCGACCAGAAAGACCGACCGGUACUCAAAACCAGAGGAGUGAGACCUUCUCGACAUUGGAUUUACAUGGAGAUGCCCGAGUGGCUGUUGUAGCUCCCCAGCAGUCCAGCGAGAUUCUCUCCAGAGCUUUGGUGGUUGUUCUGAAAUCCCAGGCUCAUAUCUUCUUUGUGGCAGGCAAUAGCCAUACAGUCCCUCUUCCAUUUGAAGUGGAAUCUGUCUUUGCUACGCCCCGAGGUCUUAUUUUCCAGAGGAAGGUCCAGGACGACAAUGGAGGAAGUCAGCAGCCAAAUGUGCCACCAAACUCAUUCUUGUCUGCUUCGUUGUUUGACCCCGGUGCCUCUCAGUCAUUUUCACACAGCAGGAACAAGCGCCCAUCGACCAAAGCGUCAUCUACCGCCGGUCCUUCCUGGGCGCCAAAGGCCAAUUCAACCGCCGGCUUACCCCGAGUGUUUUCUCUUAUUGACCCUCAUUCAGAGAUGGGCUUGGUUGUAACAUCGCAACCUUCCCGAUGGCUUCAGAGCAGCGUUAAUAGCGCCAGAAGAAGGCCGUCUGGGCUAGAAGUACUGGACCCUGUGGAUGAAAUAGUAUACAUCUCUCCAAGAGAUGAACUUUUGGGCACCAGCAGACUAAAUAGUGCCCCAUUGAUUCUGGUGGUUACCGUCAACACAACCACAGGGAUCUAUACGAUCUGGACUGCGCGUUACAAGGAUGAUGAAUCAGGCCGCUUGAUGAAAGAUAAGACCAGACGGGAGACAGGAGGCACCCGAUCAGUAAGGCGGAGUUCCCACUUCGGGAUGGCAACUGGCGCAACAACGCCGGCUGCUCGCUCUGGACCCAGAGACAGCUUUGGGCCGUGGUCCGACAGCAGGCCUUCCACCCAGCCAACUGAGGGCAAGACAGAUCAAGAUGACUUGGCCUCGAGAGUAGCUCAGGACUUUGGUGAUGUUGGCUUGCCUCUCAAAGCGUCGAGGCGAGUCAGUUCAUUGCUGGCCCGGACAGACCUUGCAAUUAGCCAGGACCGCAUCACAUUCUCCGACCUGGCCACUGGCAGUCAAUCUAGCACCAUACCACAUGGUGCUUCAUUUAGGCAGUCUGUAGGAGCAGCAAGUGCACGUGGAAGCUUCGGAUUCAACCCCCGAGGGUCCCUGCCUCCAGGCACGGGGUCUGUUUACAGCAACGCAGGCAGCUUUUUGGAUCCUCCGGUGGACAGGCUACUCGAGGAGCUCAGCACUGACAGUCUAGCUCCCGGUUUCGACAACCUUGCCCUGCGCGACUCGGCUUCCGGACUCCCAGAAGAACUUCUAUUGACCAAAGUUGAAAGCUUCUCGUCUCAAUUCUCCGGCAGUUUCGAGAAAGAGCCAGCGUCCCGCGGAGUGAAGAUCUCUACAUUAGCUUCCACCGACUUUGGCAGCGCGCAAAAGGGCAGGACAGCUUCGUUGGCUGUAUACAUCCUGGAUCAAGAGUCACAGAAACUCACCAUUGUGAAUCUGAGAGCCGACCGAGAAACGCUCUCCAAAGGCCAGAAGGAAAAGACGAAGCACGCUGAACAGCGUUCAUUACUUGUUCGUGCGGUUAGAAUCCAAACUGUGUCAAACGUUUUGGAUGCUUGCAAGAUCUCAGACGGUGAGAUUUCACGAAUUCUCUCACUCAGUGAAACAGGAAACGGACUCGAGCUAUCAUUACAAACCCUAUGGGGAAGUCCGGUCAAAGUCGAGGUCCCUGUGCCACUGCAACUCUAUGAACCGGAUGCCAUAUCUGCCCACAAACUUGAAGCGCGCCCGAGAGAAAGUGGUGUCAAUCGGGUCAUGGCAGAUCCCGACCUUGUCUUCAAUAAGCUUGAUCAUGGCUGUUCUCGGGGUAAGAUUGACCUGGUUGACACGGAAAAAAAACGCCACAGACUUCAGAUCCGCAUGGAGCCUCGCAACGAAUUGGUGAAGAAAAUACUCAAAGUGUGCAAGUUUGCCCUUCGUGAUUCCGAGAAAGCAGGUGAUGGCAUCAUGGUCGCCUGGUGGGAGGUCAUCAAUUGGCUUCGAGGGAAGGAAGAAAAGGACCUUGAGUGGACUGCCAUGGUCGUUGUCUUGUUGAGUCUGGCAGUCCCGUUCGUCAACCUUCCGCAAACUCCGACCCCAAAACGAACGCGUCGCAAGAAGGGCCUUCUCCGAUCGAGUAGUGGAGGAUACUUAGACCUUGAAAGCUGGGAGACCAUGCUGGACUUGGAAUCUGGCUCAUCUGGUGUCGUAGCUCCAUGGAUGAUGGACAGUUCGUGGGGAUGGAUCGUCGAACAAGACGCCAUUGAGACUUCCACGGCAGGGGAUGCCCCUAAAGGUGGUAAUGCAAGUCGGUCGACAUAUCGCCAGAACUCAUAUCUUAUCCGAUGCAUCGCUCUCAGCCGGGAGUUCCUCCAAAGCCCCCAGGGCCUCAGGGCUGCUGGCAACGAUGGUUAUCUUCCUAUCUCUGAAGCGUUUUCCGAGAACACAAGGUGUACCUCAUUGUGCAGCGUUCUCGUGGCCUUGCAUCUCUUGCGGGAAGAACAGAAACUCUCCAUCUGCGACUCAGAGGAGUCUCAGAGGCCUUUGGGCUUGCUCGCUCCUCUUCUCGCACAGCUUGGUGGCUGGCUGGGGUGGGAGUCUUGGACUUGGACGGAGGAUUCCUAUUACGGCACCGAAAUGGCCAGCAUGGAACGCUGGCAGUUCGAGGAGAAUACCCGUAUCUCUGGGCUGAAGGUCCCCCAUGAACCUUUCCCGCCUCCAUCCAUCUUCGAAUUCCUCAUGAGUGCUGCUGCUCACCGCAGCCCUACGCCAUUCUUCUCUCUUCUCGACAUUGUGAAUGCAUCCGAGCGAACUCCCCGGAAAGGGCGAAUGUGGCGUGAGUGUUUCAGCAUCACACCAAGGACCUGUGCGUUGAAUGGCUUCUUCGCCGAGGUUCACAGUGUAUCGACACCUCUAGAGAAGAUCAAGCUUUUGCAACGAUGGGGAUUCACGAAAAGUGUGAUCGAUAGCUUCCCCGAAGGUGUCAGUGCACCGCUCUACGAAGCAGUGAUGCAGUGCCAGAUCGAAGCCUCCACGUCCUGGAAUGCAACGCUCCUAGAGCUGAUUGACAGAGAGGACCUUUACAUGUCGGUGAACCCCACUCAAACCAAUGGUUUGGUAGUACCAGCGAAGCCUGGCCACAAUGCCAUCCGUGAUUUCCAUCUAAUCAGCAGCUCGGCGUUGGAAAUCGAACCCAUUAACGCAUUCGAGGCUUCUGCAGAGGCUGACCGAUACUUGGUCACCAAGUUGAUCUUCCGAGAGGAUAAGCGAUUCUCCGAAGCGUUCAAACUACUCAACCAGUCUAAAGCGCCUGUUGCAGAGUGCAUCGCCGAGCCUGGCUGGAGUGACUCGGACCUCUUGGAAGCGCAGAAGGAAAUUGUUCAGCUUGUGACUGUUCGAACGUUGUCUACCCCUGCGGGCCGUGCAAUGCUCGCAUUCAGUGGUCGUAUCCCUCUGCUGACCGAAAAACUACCGAUCCCAUCAUUCUCCCUGCAGUGUGUUAUGAAGCCCGACAAUGUGACGGUCAGUGCGGACCGAUCUGCAUUCUCGGAGGAGAAGGUGUGCUGGGCCUUCUUCCACAACGGAGUGUCAACCGGUCUGGCAAUCUCCAGGGCUUCUAAGGGUAUCGACACCUCAUGGAUCUUGUUCAACAAACCACAGGACCUCACCAAUCGGCAUGCUGGAUUCUUGCUAGCUCUGGGUCUGAAUGGUCAUCUCAAAUCGUUGGCCAAGUGGGUGGCUUUCAAGUAUCUCACGCCAAAGCACACUAUGACAUCCAUUGGUCUUUUGCUUGGUCUCUCUGCAUCAUACCUGGGCACAAUGGAUACCCUCAUCACACGCCUGCUGUCGGUACAUGUUACCAGAAUGCUUCCACAUGGAGCAGCUGAGCUGAACCUGUCGCCGCUGACCCAGACUGCUGGAAUCAUGGGCAUUGGUUUGCUCUACUGUGACUCCCAGCAUCGUCGCAUGAGCGAGGUCAUGCUCUCAGAAAUCGAGAACAGAGAGCAGGACGACCAAGCUGCCACCGCUGUCGGAGAGGAACUCCGUGACGAAGGAUACCGUCUAGCGGCAGGGUUUGCCCUUGGUUUCAUUAACCUUGGCAAGGGCGAUGACUUGCGGGGCAUGCGCGACAUGCACAUCGUUGAGCGACUAUUGUCGAUAGCCGUGGGCACCAAGAACGUCGAAAUUGCCCAUGUACUCGACCGUGCCACGGCUGGCGCCACCAUUGCCCUCAUGAUCAUCUUCAUGAAGACCAACGACUCGGUGCUAGCCAAGAAAAUCGACGUCCCCGAUACUACAGUUCGCUUUGACUACGUACGGCCAGAUCUGUUCCUGUUGCGAACACUGGCACGACACCUGAUCAUGUGGGACAGUAUCAAGCCCACCGCUGAGUGGAUCAGCCAGAGUCUGCCCGAGGUCUAUCGGGGACGAUCACGGCUUACCGAUGUGCGUCGGUUGCGCAGCGAAGACAUGCCCUUCCUCAACAUCAUUGCAGGCCUCUGCUUUGCCCUUGGUCUACGCCAUGCAGGAUCAGGACAGACACAGGCACGAGAUCUCUUGCUGUUCUACCUCGACCAGCUGAUCCGCAUCUCACGGCUGCCGGUGCAUAGCUACGAUUCUAAACUCGCGCGCAACUCGGUUCGGAACUGCCAGGAUGUGGUGGCCCUUUCCGCCGCCGCAGUCAUGGCCGGCACGGGCGAUAUCGAUCUAUUCAGGCGGCUGCGCUCGCUCCAUGGCCGAAUCGACGCCGACACGCCUUAUGGCAGUCACAUGGCAGCACACAUGGCUAUUGGAGUACUCUUCCUCGGAGGAGGCAGCUACACACUUGGCACAUCCAACCGCGCUGUGGCCUCGCUCAUCUGCGCAUUCUAUCCCCUGUUCCCCACGACUGUCCUCGAUAACAAAUGCCACCUUCAAGCCUUCCGUCAUCUCUGGGUUCUCGCCGCUGAGCCAAGAUGCCUCGUGCCCCGUGAUCUUGACAGCCGCCGCCCAAUCUCCAUUCCUAUGACCGUAAUCUCUCACGACGAAACCACCCAGACGCUCGAUGCCCCUUGUCUCCUGCCAGAUCUGAGCAGCAUAGCCCGCAUUGAGAUUCGGGGACCAGACCACUGGCCCCUCGUUCUAGACUUCAGUCAGAACGACGUCCUGCGCGAGAAGUUCCAACGCGGCGAUCCCUCUAUCUACCUCCGCCGCAAAGCAACCUACAGCCCAACAGGCUCCUCAACCUCCGUCUUCGCCUCCACCCUGACCGGUCUCAGCGAAGCCCAAGACCUCAUCCCCGCCACCGCCGGACCCUUCUCAAAUUCCAGGGGCUGUCUUCCACCAUCAGCAUGGCCAACCCGCGCCGACCUACUCACCGGCAAGUCAUCCGCCGCAACAGAUCCAUCCCGAGAUCCCUGGGAUUGGGUCUUCCACCUCCCCACCCUCCAAGGCCUCGACGUCCGCGAACGCUCCCUCGUCCUCCCAUCUUCCUUCCCGAUGCGCUCCACCCGCAUCACCACCGAUCUUGUCUCCGUGCCGCCUUGGUUGUGUACCUCGGCCGUGGACGCGCGCCUUGCUCUAUCACAUACAGUGCGCAAUAUCGUGCAAUCGGCAAGAGGCCGAGGCGCUGACCCGGAUCAGAUUCGGGAUCGCAUCUGGCAGCUUCGUCUGCUGUUUGAUUGGUUGGAUAGGACUCAGGGUGAUGAUCGUGAUCAUCUUUCCGCUAGACUCCCGGCACAGCCGGGACUGUGGUUGCGGAGGGACUUUAUUGAGGAGGCUAAGUGGCAGGUCUGGGGUGUUCAGGUUGGAGAUUUGGAGGGACAAUACUACCUCCCGGGCCUCCUAACCCUACACCACUCCCUCACCAACCCCACACCAGACCCCUCCACCACGCGAUCAUCCCCCAGCGCAGCCACGGGAACAAAAUACCCCUUCGUCGCCUUCUACACCUCAUCCUUCCCAGCCUCAGGUCUCGCAAUCCUGAAAGCCCGCAACAUAAAAGCCCAAUUAGUCCCGAGCAUCCGACCCAACCUCUCACGCGCCUACACGCAAGACCCGCGCUUCGCGGAGACAUGGAACAAGCUCGUCGUUUUCGCGCAGACGCAGUACGAGCGCGUUAUCCUCCUUGACGGGGAUAUUCUGGUUAGACGCAAUAUGGAUGAGCUUAUGGAGAUUGAGCUGGAUGAGAAUAGGGUUUUUGCUGCGGCGCAUGUUUGUGCUUGUAAUCCUGCGGGCAAGGGGCAUUAUCCUGUUACUUGGAUCCCCCAAAACUGCGCUUACACAACCCAACACGCCAAUCCCAUAUCCGCGCAAACCACAGCACCCACCCCAGAUACGGGUGUCGGCAUGCUCAACAGCGGCGUAUUGGUCGUCCGUCCGUCAGAGAAGUUCUACGCCGAGAUCGAGGCCGGAUUAGCCGAUACAGCCCGGAUCGAGCAAUAUACAUUCCCAGACCAGGAACUACUUUCAGACGUCUUUAAGGGCAGGUGGGUGUCGCUGCCUUAUGUUUAUAAUGCGUUGAAGACGUUGCGGAUGAAGGGGGUGCAUGAUGCUAUUUGGCGGGAUGGUGAGGUGAAGGCUGUGCAUUAUAUUUUUGCUACGAAGCCGUGGCAUGAGAGUGUGAAAGAAGGGGAGGUGGAGGGGUUGGAUGAGACGGGGGUUUGGUGGUGGAGGGCUAAUUGGGAGAGGAUGGGGAGGGAGAGGGAUUUGGGGAUUUUGGAUGAGUUUUCUACUUAG